This is a messenger RNA of Aspergillus heteromorphus CBS 117.55, 950 nucleotides long. RefSeq lists its product as uncharacterized. NCBI's taxonomy places the organism in Eukaryota, Fungi, Ascomycota, Eurotiomycetes, Eurotiales, Aspergillaceae. The record is from RefSeq and is a predicted model, not a curated record. The coding region runs from base 120 to 623 and encodes 167 amino acids. Gene Ontology annotation, molecular function: zinc ion binding. The transcript has 3 exons.
CCUUCUUCUGGGCCCUGGGGAGGGGCAAGUGGACUGCUGCGUGUUGGCCGAUCUAUCCGACGCAGCUGCUGUGUCUCAUUCGAUCUAUCAUCCCUCCUUGUCCUCGCGUGCCCGCUGCCAUGACUCCUGAGCAGUCUAGCUCCAGCAUUGUCGGGGUGGUGGUGGGCGCAGUGCUGUUGUUUGCGGCCAUGAGUUUCGUCCCGCUUGCGAUCCUCAUGUACCAUCGUCGAACACACCCCCUGAGACGCGACAGUGAGCUCCGCGACCUCACCACAGACGGCACCAUGCGCCAAGUCUCCGUCGAGAGAUGGCUGGAAGAGCAGACCCGGGCGGAUAACGAGCACUGGGAGUACGCGCAGGAAUCCUGUCCUAUCUGUUUAUCGGGUCUAUUGGCCCCCUCUCAAGACACCCUCCCGUAUCCGGAGCCCGCCUGCAUCGCACCUUCGCCCCCGGAUGAAGCGACCCCAGAGUCCAUGGAGAGAGGUCGGGCCGGAGGGGGGAGGAAUAUCCUGGUCCUGAAUCGAUGUCACCACGCAUUCCAUGCUUCCUGUCUGGCCUCCUGGUUCGAGUAUCACCAGUACAGGUGCCCAACGUGUCAGACAUCCUAUUCUCCUCGCAGGUAGGACGGGUCUGCAGUUGUAAUGGGGCUCCUUCUAUGUCCUCGACAGUGCAUCGCGCCAAGACAAUGGUAUUCUGGUCGGGAAACUCUAAGUUUGUUAGGUCCACAGCCACCGGUCUCAAUGAAGUCAUGUACACGAAACAUGUGAUUUUAGACAGACACUCGGGGAGCGUUCUGAACGACCCACGAGUUAUCACUGCCUGUCAUGCAACACUUGAACAGACACUUUGUGAGGAACCUUCUGGGCGACUGCUCAAAUCAGGGCGUCAGAUAAGUGAAUGUCGAGGCAUGUAAUUUUAACCGGAAAAAACUUCGCAAUGUACGCCUUAAU